This is a messenger RNA of Hylaeus volcanicus, 6827 nucleotides long. RefSeq names its product bicaudal D-related protein homolog. The record is from RefSeq and is a predicted model, not a curated record. The transcript is spliced from 5 exons. Lineage: Eukaryota; Metazoa; Arthropoda; Insecta; Hymenoptera; Colletidae. Bases 2440 to 4122 code for a protein of 560 amino acids.
GGGAAGGUCGACAGGUCGAUUGUCUUGUGCAUCGAUACGUAGCCUCCCACGCCAAGUUUUCUCAAUUUUCCCGCGUGUCCGUCUAUGAUUACGACUUGGAAAAAAAGAUAGUGUUACGUAUCGCACGAUACCAGAUAAAUACGUGUCCUUCGACGAAUGAUCGAGUCAAAGGAACUCCUUUGGACGGUAAUUAAAUUCCUUUAACGUUUUUUUUUUUUCGCACGGCUGUAUAAAGGUGUACGCGUAUGGUAAACGCGUAUAAGUAUGCCAAGAAUUGUGCGAAAGAGGCGAGGUUCGAGCGUUGACAAAAUUGGGAUAGCCGCACUCCAUCGAAUUUGGCAGCGCGAGUGAAGGUUUUUCGUUGCGGAACGAGCUCCGAGCAGAACCAAUUACUUUCAGCCGGAGCCUCGGAGGUGGGAGAAUCUCUACCUGGCCGAGGAGCACCAGCACACGAUUCCGUAAUAUUUAUUUUCCACUGGCGACCAGUGAGUCACUACCUGGCCGGCCACGGUACGGCGAGCUGGUCGCGUCGCGUGUCCGCGUCCCUUGUGUUCUCGCGAACAGUGUGUUCACGGCGACGCUUCGAACAAGUCGACGACUCUCGGAACAAAGGAUCCACGAUUCAAGUGCGAUUCGAGGACCACGCUCCUCUUUGGUGCAAAUGUGACAAGUGUAGCCGCGUUGCUCCGAGUUCAACGGAUUCGGUGCGUCGAGUACAAUGACGUCGAUGUCACCUUUUGUUCACCCUCUGUGCGGCGCGGACAUUACUCGCAUAAAUGUGUGUGGUGCACGUACGUUUUAAAAUUUGUGCCAAAGCCAUAUCGCCGUUGAUUUAUAAACGACCGCGUUUGGUUUGUACUUAGCGACGAUUUUCUAGGAGCAUGAAAAUUCACCGCUCGAGGGGUUAAAGGUAGCUGGAAACGAUCGUAGCACCUGCCGUGUCGCGAAGGCUACAUCGAUACCCGUAGAAACGGGUCGCAAACAACCAGCAAACGUCACCGUUUCCUGACGCGUUUGUUCGUCGAGGGAAUAUACGAUUGUGCGCGUACUUGAGCGAUCGAUGCAAUUACGCUGCGUGGAAACGAUCCCGAGGAAGUUAAACGGUUACGUUUGUACGGUAUAUAUCGAUAACCUGUAGUUCGGAGCGUGGUUACAUUGUUGACUUUCUAUCGGAGAAACAAGAUUGCAGUUGCCGACUCGAGGAUCGCGUGUAGAGAGGAAACGGAGCAGAACAACGGAAUUAGUCCCGGUAACAAUUUGCGGCGUUAUCUGUGCGUGAACAAGAAUCGAUAACCGAUCGACGACCAGUGCUCGUAUGUCGAUCGACUCGCGUUUUUCUCGCGUAAUUUUCCUGCGAUUUCGACGCUGCUGCUCCGAGGUGCAUCGAUAGUACGCGCGUGCGUGCACUGCACGUUAAUUCGUGUGUCAAGUACAAUUUACGGGAUCGUUUGUAAGCAACACUCUCGACGGAGGAUUACGUUGGCAAUGUGGGAUCACAGUUGAUCGUUUCCGGUAGCGAGAGACUUUAACGAUCGACGAAAAAACCGGUACGGACUCCCAUGUCGCACGAGCUGGCUCCCGGUGUGAAAAAAAAGUGAACUUCUCGGUUUUUAUUCUCGCAACGCGAAACACAAUUUAUCGACGGUACACGAAGGUGAACGUCGGUGACUCACACGUAUAGAUUAUCGAUCUAACUUAUUCCGUUACGUUUACGAAACAGCUUUUCCAAUCGCUUUAAGACGCACACUUGAAAUUACCUUCGAUCCAAGCUGAUAGCGUUAUCGGCCGUUUCCAAAUAAAACGAAGAACGAGUUGUCGCGUGCGCGAGUUCGCACAUCUCUGUCGCGUAAUCGAUACGUUUACGAGCGUAUACGUCGAUCGAUUUCAGAUUUACUUCGUGAUAGAAGAAUUUCGAGUCGAUCGUCGAGGGAAUUGCGCGGGGACAGUCGUUGACAGUGUUUUGUCGUACAAAUAAAUAUACGUGUAUACGUAACACCUUGGUUAAACAGAAUUUUGGACAGUUAUUCCGAUAAACACAUCGUAUAAUUCGGAUUGCAGCAUAUUUAUCUAGAAGACGAAUUUGUUUAUAUCCGCACAACGCGCACGUGCUACUGUGUACCGUGCAUCGAAACUGUUUACUUUGAAAUAUCAUGUACAGGUGCGUGUACGUGUGUCGUCAGCUCGUAUCGAAAGGGAUAGCAUCGAUGAAUCGCGAUAUGAAUGCCGUAACAGCGAAUCAACGGUGGGACAGCAGCUAGCGCGGUGUUGACUAGCGUAUUGUUCACCUUACGAACGUUACAAAUGGUUCUGACGUGUGACCGGUCGGCCACCUGGUCCCGCGUGUGUCGUUCUUGCAAACGACAGUAAAGGUCACGGCUUGGCCAAACACGCAACACAUUCGACUGUGAAUCGCGCGCGCGACAAGACGUGCGGGCCACGAUGCUGCCGAAAAAGGAAGGACAACCGGAGCCUUACGCUCUGGAGGAUAUGAUCACCGAUCUUCAAGCGCGACGACACUCCCUGGACCAAGAGGACCUCGAGGAUCCUGUGGAGCUUCUCAAGAAACGCGACAGGGAUCUAGUGUUAGCCGCUGAACUCGGUAAAGCGCUCCUCGAGAGGAACCAGCAGUUGACCAAGCAGAGGGAGGCCCUCGUCGAGGAGUACGCGGCGAAAUUAGAGAGUCUAGAACAAGAGAGGCACCUACUGCGAAGAAGGCUGGAGGAAGUCAAGGGCGACAGCGAGGCGAAAACUUUGGAGCUCCAGGCAGACGUGGAGACGCUUAGGCGUCAGCUGGAGGAGCAGAAUGAACGUGCGAGACGAGCGGAACGGGAUCAAGCGACUCUCGUUACAGAGCUUACCGCUCAAAACUCGAGGUUCGCCGAUCAGCUGAGGGAAGCAGCCAAACAGGAAGAACAGUUGCUCAUCGAGGUCAAGGUGCUCAGGGAAAAGUGUGCCCUUCGAAGUACCACGCUCCAGGAUCACGUCAGCAGCUUGGAGGUUCUCAGGGACGAGGUUCAGCUGGUGUCCGCGCAACGAGCAGAAUUAGAGAGGAGGUCCUUGGAGUUGCGGGAGGAGAGGGCGAGGGCGAUGGCGGCACUCGAAGAUGCCGAGGAGAGAGCAGCGGCCUUGGAGCGGCUCGGUCACGAGGCGGAACUCCGGGCGAAACUGGCCGAACGGGAGAGGGACGAGCUAACGGCGACGUUGGCGGUCAUCGAGGAAGGAAGAAGAGGUAGAUCGAACUCGAUACAAAAACCCCCGAGGUCCCUGCUGGUCGAGAUGGAAUGCGAGGAAAACGGAAGCUCGCUGGGGGAGCAGGACGACCUACGCUCCGAGGUGGCCAGGGCGAUGAAGCGUUUGAAGGAGCUGUGCGUUCAUCUGAGACGAGGGGAAGACGACUCGGGGCUGCAGAGCGACUGCGACGAGUCCAUGCUCGUGAUCGUGAACAACACCGCGGAUGCAGAGGAGGUGACCACCAACGGGCAGGAGACCCUCCCGAGCUCGGCAAACUGUCCUGGUGCUUUGCUGGAUCUCGUAGAGGACGUCUAUAAUUUAGCCAUGUCCGGAAGGGGAGCUCCUGGGGAAUUAGGUCUAGCGGUGGAGCUCCACAGGGUACGCGAGGAGCUGGAACAAGCUAAGGAACAACAGAAGCAGACUCAGGAAGAGCUGAAGAGACGCGGAGAGCUUCUGCUCGACACGACGAGCAAGCUGAGCGUGUGCGAGGCCGAGUUGCGCGGCGUGAAAGAGGAACGUGACAGAGCUCGCGGCGACAUGGAGCACUCGCAGCUGACCAAGGACGAGGUCCUGGCCCAGGCUUAUAAAGUCAGGGAUCAAGCGGUGGCUAGAAAGAACAGGGCCGAGGUGGAGCUAGCUAGGACGAGGAUAGACGUUCUCCAGGCUAACAGCCAACUGAUGGAAGCCAUCCAGCAAAAGGUCGAGCUUAGUCAGCAGCUCGAGCAGUGGCAGAUGGACAUGCAGUCCCUCUUGGACGAACACGUGCGAAGCAAGCUAACGCCCCUCGCGAACGCCAUCAGCACCUUAAACCCCGACAACGGGGAAAUCGUUCCUCCGGCGAGGAAGAAGCGGAGCAGUAGCGCGUCGAAGAAGAUGUUCGGUUUCUUUUGACGAAAAUGAAUGUCCUCGUGGCGCGAAACGAAAUGAAAUGGACACCGGUGCACGGUGAGAGACGAAGACUGGCGCUCGAAGGACCUAGGUUUCUUCCUGCGUCUACGUCGCGACGUCGACGUAAUUAGGGACCAUUUGACCUCGCGGUUGCGUUCAGGGACCGCCGAGUCGAAUUCGAGGAGUCGCGACAUUUUCAAAGAUGCGCGAUAUUUUCGGGGGCACCUCGAUCAAAUUGUCGACGGUAGAUUUUUGGUGUUUCAAUCGCGUGGAGAGUCGCGGAGUGUGCAGUCCAUUCCGACGUGCUGGGGUCUGAAGCGAGGAAGGAGAUUUCUUCUCUAAUGCGAGACGAAUGCGUCUAGGAAGGAAAGCGAAGAGUAAAUCGGUCAGCUCGAGCCUUCGAAGCGGUUGCUUAUAGCGAAACGUACCUAAACGCUUGUUUUCCCUUCGCGCUGAUGUUUGAAGAGCGACUGGUCAUUCCGGUAAUCGCGGUACGGGCUCGUUACCUUUGCAAGAACGAUCUCUAAGUAGCGUCAACUCGUAAAGAUCUCUUCUGGUUCGCGGGUUCAAACUUGCUAUUAUCGCGAGUGAUGCGUUUGAGAGAAACUGACGGACAUGCCGAUUGUUUUUCUGUUAUCUGGCGAGAUUCGAGGCGGCCCGAAGGAAGUCGUGGGGCUGCAAAUCCAACGCCGUUUGUGAUAGACCCGUGUCUUACGUUAGGUUUACGAGAAAGUGAAAUUUUGUUAUCGUUGAUUGUGAUAUGGAUAUUUUAUGACUGUUACGGUGAAUUCAACGGUCGCAUUUAUGACGUUACGGCGCUAUUGCCCGUCGCCGAUGAACAGAAACUCGAUUAGAAAAAAAGAAUCGAUCACAUCGAUUAAGCAUGCACGAGAGAAUGCUUUUGUUUUCGCGUUCUUGUAUUUUUCGAAUCUAAACGCGUAGGAUCACUUCGGCGGUAGUCGAACGAAUUAGUUACUUCCAAAUUUUAGUCAUGGAUUUAUCGUUUAUUUAUGUGUUAUUUAUUUUGUAAAAAAAUCCGUACAAGGUUACUCUCGUGAACUGUUAAUAAUCAUAUUAAUUUUUAUUUUUUCAUACUUUGCUAUUAGCUUUUAUGUUAACGAGAAAUUUUAAGAAAAUUAUCAGUUGGAUGUCGGUGGACUACCGACGAAGCGAUCCUAAUAGCUACUGGAGUCUUUGAAACGUAACUACUAACAUCCGUCCAUCCGUUCAAGCGGACCAGAAAACUGUUGCGCCGAUGAGAGUUGUAAAAAGAUGAAAACGUUACGGCUGGCGGUGAAAGUUGAUCGAUUCAGCCGCGACCCUACGCCCUUUUACACGCCAGUGCAAUAACGCUAGAGAAAAUGUUAUGCGCGGGUCGCGGUUGCCGACCGCGACGAUAUUUCGCUCGGCGUUCAAUUUUCAUUCCAGUCCGAAACGGUUAGCUUUAAUUAACGAUCGCUGUGUUAAGUAAUACCAGAGCGGUUGCACGCGGAUCGGUAACGCGCGCACGUAGCGUCUUUUGUACAUUAGUAGCUGUAUGAUUCCCGAGCUGAGCAAUUGUGACAACAUAGGUAUUUAUUUAAUAAAAAGUCUGUUUUAUGAAGGAAACACCUGAUCCGAUGUUCAAGAAGUUUGGGACUUGAAUAAAAACGAGCUUGAAAAGAAACAAAUAGGCAUUUAUUCACAAGAGGCAGGUGUAGUUACAGUAGUUUCAUUCUGUCGCUUUUAUAUAUAUAUAUAUUAAAUAUUAUAUAUAUAUAUAUAUUUAAUAUAUAAUAUGAAAUAUAAUUUAAUAUAUAUAUAUAUAAUAGUAUCUCACGUCCGUUAUAAUUAUCGAUCGGUCCAACUACGCAAUAUAAAUGGGCAUGAACAAUGGGGGAGGGGGCGGGUGCAUACAAAGUGUUUGUUUGUCCUUUCGUACAUUCUAAAAACGACAGGUCCGCGACGUCCUUACGAAACGCCACGCUAGGAUUAUACAUUUCUCCUCGCUCGUUAGAAUUUGUUUCUCGUCUCGUGGGUACGCGCAGCAAGAUUCUAUCCCGAAGGGGCCACAGGGCUGGGCAAAUGUCAUUCGAACAAUAAACGCGACGAAAAUUGAGGUUCAUCUUUUACUCGUAAUUAGAAAUUUUUAUCUAGAUUAGUACAAUCUGGAUACGAAUUUCGAAUAACGAGUAAGAGAUAAACAGUUUUCUAUUCGUUUUCGUUCGAAUAGAAAUCGAAACUUCAAAGAUAGAAUGAGAAUUAUAUAUAUAUAUAUUGUAUUGUUUCUUUUUCUGCCCAUCUCUGAAAGGAGAACGAAAAAGAUUCUCCGUUUCCGAAUAGAAUCCAGUUGACUUCCUCCCAGCAACGACGUUCCGAUAUUCAUGACGUCGACUAAAAAUCGAACGUUUAUCGUUCCCCAUACAUUUUACAGUCGUCGAUCGCGCGACUCAUUGAAGGCGAUCGUCACGCGAGCAUUGUUUCCUCUCCUUCUCCUUUCUUUUUUUAUAUCCUCGUUAAUCGGUGUAGUCGACGGUAACAAUAUUUAUUUAGAAUAUUUUAUAUUAAUACGCGACAAGACGACACGACAGCGACUUGUUCCAUUUGUUUCCCUCGUUCGUUCUCCGUCUCGUCGACGCGACACUGAUCGCGACAACAAUAGAAUUAACAAUGAUGAAUGCGUGAGAUCGGUGAUGAUCCGGUUUCGAUGACGAUUAAUUGUGACGAGG